Oncorhynchus tshawytscha (Chinook salmon) is the source of this 5203-nucleotide messenger RNA. Its product is annotated as LLGL scribble cell polarity complex component 2. Gene Ontology annotation, biological process: regulation of protein secretion; cortical actin cytoskeleton organization; regulation of Notch signaling pathway. NCBI's taxonomy places the organism in Eukaryota, Metazoa, Chordata, Actinopteri, Salmoniformes, Salmonidae. The coding region runs from base 566 to 3619 and encodes 1017 amino acids. Gene Ontology annotation, molecular function: GTPase activator activity; myosin II binding. The record is from RefSeq and is a predicted model, not a curated record. Gene Ontology annotation, cellular component: cortical actin cytoskeleton; cytoplasm; plasma membrane. The transcript has 27 exons.
ACCCGGGAAAUAAAGGUUCUCGUCGAGUUGUUGUUGGUUUCACCUAUUCAACCUCGUCAGAUCAGUGAUUUAGGCCGACACUACCUCAACCAAGGCAAUAGGUUUCUACAGUAUUGGAACAUGCAGGCCACAUCAGUUCAUGCUGACUGUGAAGUGCGUGAGUGGGAGUCGAGUCAUCACUAAGAAUAGACCUGCAAUGAGGGACUAUGGUUCAGACUGUACUAGCUUUACACAGCCUUCCGUUUCUCUCUCUGAUGUUUGGAUGUAAUGCUCGUGCAGGCCGACUAAACGUUCCGCUCUUCUGCCUUCUUAGGCCGACGGUUAAGAGUCUAUUUGCAAAUUCUCCAGGAAGCGUGACUACAUUUUUAUGUGGGUCAGUGAGACUCUAAAAGCCCCCCUCUUUCUUAGAGAAGAGGGAUCAGGAGAGGGUAACUGACACUGAGGGAGAGCACCUCCUUUAUGCUGUGAGCGAGGGAAGGGAUUGGGAGGAGGACGGGAGAGGUGUUUUCUUGCCAACACAGAGGUGUAGUGGUUGGGCCUGUGUGCUCCUCAGAUUCCAGUGAGAAUGAAGAGGUUUAGGAGACAUGGACAGGAGUCCCACAGAGAUCGGAUCAAACAGGAGCUCUAUGGGUUCAACAAGACGGUGGAGCAUGGUUUUCCCCACCAGCCCAGUGCUCUGGUCUUCAGUCCCAGCCUACAGCUCCUGGCCAUCGGCACACGCUCCGGCGCCAUCAAACUUUAUGGGGCUCCAGGUGUAGAGUUCAUGGGUCUACAUGAUGAGAACGCUGCCGUCACACAGGUCCACUUCUUACCACAGCAGGUUGACUUGGUGACUCUGUUGGAUGACAACAGUCUCCACAUGUGGACCCUCCGAGCUCACCACGGAGUCUCUGAGCUGCUGGAGACAGGACGCUUCACACUUACUGGACCACCGGGUGCUCCUCCCAGUGUGACUCGUGUGACGGCGGUGCUGACCCACUCCUCUGGGGACAUGUUGUUUCUGGGAACAGAGGGGGGACACGUGUUUGUAGUGGAGGUACCGGGCUUCAGAGAACUAGAGGAGAGGAAUAUUAGCCUGGAGAAUGUCACUAACAGUUUACCAGAGGACUAUGGAGGUCGUAGGAUCUUGGAGCAUGUCGAGUCCUUACAGGAGAAUCCCGUCAACCCACGCCAGGUUCUGAUUGGCUACGGACGAGGCAUCAUGGUCAUCUGGGACCUGGAGCGCCAUUCAGCCGUCAAACACAUCCCCGCUACUCAGCAACUAGAGAGCGUGUGGUGGACGGAGGACGGUGGCCAUGUUCUCAGUUCCCAUAGCGACGGGAGCUACUGUCGCUGGAUGGUGGCCGGGGAGGGGACACAGAGCGAACCGGAGAAGUCUGAAGUACCGUACGGCCACUUCCCCUGUAAGGCCAUCUCUAAAAUCAUCCAGCUCCCUACAGAACAAGGGCCUCCGUUCCUGUUCCUCAGUGGCGGCAUGCCCCGGGCCAGCUACGGAGACAGACACUGUAUCAGUGUGAUCCACAGUAAAACACACGUGGCUCUGGACUUCACCUCCAGAAUCAUCGACUUCUUCGUCAUCAGAGACGGACCAGACCAUAUAGGCGACCCCAGUGCGUUGGUGGUCUUAGUAGAAGAGGAGUUGGUAGUGAUAGAUCUCCAGACUGAAGGGUGGCCGGUCAUCCAGACUCCGUACCUGGUGCCUCUUCACUGCUCGGCCAUCACCUGCUCCCACCAUGUCUCUGCUAUACCCCUGAAGAUGUGGGAGAGGGUCCUGUCUGCUGGAGCACUGCAGAACACACACUACUCUAAGAAGCCGUGGCCUAUAACAGGAGGACAGAACCUGUCUCCCGACGCUCCUCAGCGAGACCUACUUCUCACCGGGCACGAGGACGGCACGGUGCGUUUCUGGGACGCGUCGGGAGUCUGUCUGUACCCCAUGUACAAGCUGAGCACGGCAGGGGUGUUCCUCACAGACGCAGAACCCAAUGAACCCAACAUGAACCAGUGCACAGAGGGAGAGUGGCCACCUUUCAGAAAGGUGGGUUGUUUUGACCCGUACAGUGACGACCCUCGCCUGGGCAUUCAGAAGAUCCACCUGUGUAAAUACAGUGGUUACCUGACUGUAGCUGGCACUGCUGGACAGAUCCUGGUGUUAGAGUUGAACGAUGAGGCAGCAGAACAGACGGUGGAGGCCACGGUAGCUGACCUGCUACAGGGACAGGAGAGUUUCCGCUGGAAGGGCCACACGCGUCUGGAGGUGAGGGAGGAGCCGGUGACGUUCCCCCCAGGAUUCCAGCCCUUUUCCCUGGUCCAGUGUCAGCCUCCUGCUGUUGUCACCGCUCUAACCCUGCACUCUGAGUGGAAACUAGUGACCUUCGGGACCAGCCACGGCUUCGGACUCUACGACUACCAGCAGAAAAGCAACGUCCUCGUCAGGUGUACUCUGAACCCCAGUGACCAGCUGGCUAUGGAAGGUCCUCUGUCCAGAGUAAAGAGCAUUAAGAAGUCUCUCCGCCAGUCCUUCAGGAGGAUCAGACGCAGCCGAGUGUCUUUACGCAAACACCACGUCAACAGCGCUGCUAAGGUGCAGGAGGCCAAUGCUCGUCUGGAGGCUGAGCUAGCAGAGAUGGAGUUAGCUCCUGUUCAGAGAAAGAUAGAGGCACGAUCCUCAGACGACUCCUUCACCGGCCUCGUUCGCACACUGUACUUCGCUGACACCUUCCUCUCAGACAGCUCCCAUCACACGCCCUCUCUCUGGGCAGGGACCAAUGGGGGCUCGGUAUUCGCCUACCAGCUCCGCCUACCGCCUGUGGAACGCAGAUCAGAGGACCCCGUCUACGCAAACCCUGCUAAGGAGAUCCAGCUGAUGCACCGUGCUCCAGUAGUGGGCAUCGUGGUGUUGGACGGCCACGGUUCCCCUCUGCCUGAGCCCCUGGAGGUGGCCCAUGACCUGGCCCGCUCAGCUGACAUGCAGGGCUGCCACCAGCUACUGGUCAUAUCCGAGGAACAGUUUAAGGUGUUCACCCUGCCCAAGGUGAGCGCUAAGAUGAAGUUAAAGCUCACCGCCAUCGAUGGUUCGCGCGUGCGCAGGGUGGGUGUGGCCUGGUUUGGCAGCAGCCGCUCGGAGGACUAUGGUGAGAGUGGCCUCACCGUCCUGACCAAUCAGGGAGACCUCCACGUGGUGUCGUUGCCGGGGGUGAAAUUGCAGGUCCAGUACCCCUGUAUCCGCAGAGAGGACGUCAGCGGCAUCGCAUCCUGUGUCUUCACCAAACACGGACAGGGUUUCUACCUGAUCUCUCCGUCUGAGUUUGAGCGUUUCUCUCUGUCUACUUGCUGUGUGGUGGAGCCCAGGUCUCUAGUGGAGGUGCCCUCCCAGACACCCGGCACCACCCUGCCUCGGGCGCAGCCUGACGGGCCGUCUGUGGCACACAGAAAUUCCACGCGGGACACCGAUGACGUGGAGAUCUCUGCUAGACAUGUGAUGGAACAUGCUUUGCUGAAUGACGAGACUGUGCUUCAGGAGAUCCAGAAAUCUCUAGAAGGAUACCAGCCGACGUUCCUGGAGAACAACGUGAAGAGUGCUCUCGCUGGAGGGAAGGUGCUGACCAAUGGAGACUGAGACAGUCCUUCCUGGUCAUGAGACAUCAUGGAGUCUGCCUAGCAAACUACGCCAACACUACUAAUACUGCCACUACUGACCCCUGAACCAUGACCCCUAGCCCCCAGAGACUGAAACCUCACCCCCUAACCCAAAAAGACUGACUCACUGUCCGUGUCCCAAAUUGCACUCUAUUCCCCAAGUAGUGCACUGCUUUUUACCAAGCCCAUAUAGGGCGAGUGGUGUAGUGUAUGAGGACUAGGGUGUGAUUUGAGCCCAUAUAGAGAGAAGAGCGAUGGAGAGGGGGUCCACCGGCUGUGCCUAGAGACCAACCACUGUACUGUAAUACCCUCCUACACUUGGUACCUCUACACCUGCAACGCAGUGGUCAUGAUAUGGUCAUUCCGCUGACGCGCUUGUCCAAAGCCAAUCACAGUUCACACACCUUCACACACAAGCCAUAAUUGCAUUUAACACACCCUACUCACUCACCCAUCCACUCCCUCCUCACCCCGACCCCAGUCGCGGCCUUCCGACCUUUGAACCCAAGCUGACCUGUGGAACUCGUCCCAACCCUGCCUCGGCACAUCCUCGCUUGCCUUCGUCUCCUAGAGAGACACGGUCAGAGACUGGGAGAUAUCAGGAGGAGGAAUGGACUUGUUUUUAUUCAUAUUUUAAUUGUGAUUUAAUUUGACCUGUGAUUUUAGUAUUUUUGUUUUGAUUCGACCUAAAAUCUAGAUGGGGGGGACUGUACAAGAAAACAACAGGAAUGUUUAAAAAGUGACCUGUUUGACAUGGUAGUUUGUUGCUAAUGCUGACAAGACAUUGUUUGGGGCGAGAGAGAGCAACACUGAGUGUCUGUGGAUUCGGAACAGUUAAUUUUGAACCAGACCUAAUCCUAGAACAUCAGCCUGGUAGCCAUGUCCACAAAGCCUCUGAGUAGGAGUGAUGAUCUAGGAUCGGUUUAGGUUUAUAAGAGUAUAAUAAGAUUAUAUGGCCGGAUCCUAGAUCAGCAUUCCUUGUGUAUACGGGCCCUGUUCCUGCUUUAGCCAACCUCAGAAACUGAUCUGACUACUAGACUAGUCGUGCAAGACCACUGUGCCGUAAAUGUCUCCCCCAAGCGUUUUUUUUUUUGCUAACUGGCCUCCCCCACCGUCCGCUCGUUAAGGUGUUAUAACCUGUCGUAGGUACUUGUCCACUACCGUGUAGCACACAAUGUCUAGGGGAACAACUUUCUAUGGGGGUUUUACAUUUUUGUCCAACGUCUUUUGUUUUGAACAUCGCAUUGAAUAAUGUAAUUUAGGAAUGUAAUUUUAAGAUAUUGUAGUCAAAUGUUUAAUAUAUAUAUGUAUUAUAUGAUGAUUCUAGGCCUGCAGUUGGACCUGUUUUGUUAAUUGGGGUUGGCUGCUAUAGUCGGAUCUUACAAGGAAAUAUUUUGGUACUGUUUCUCCGAAAUGCUGGGUAUUUUAGCAUUUUUUUAUGGUCUCUAGAAUAUAUUUUUGUAGUGAAUGGUUGAGUAUGAGAACCCUAAGUUUUGGAUUGCUAACUUUCACACUACAUAAUGUCCUGCUGGAAAAUGAAUACAAGUUUCUUUUUUUUUCACAA